Messenger RNA from Centropristis striata (black sea bass), 1281 nucleotides. It is a transcript of the gene tmem208, whose product is annotated as transmembrane protein 208. The record is from RefSeq and is a predicted model, not a curated record. Gene Ontology annotation, cellular component: intracellular membrane-bounded organelle. Gene Ontology annotation, biological process: vacuolar protein processing. The coding region runs from base 196 to 717 and encodes 173 amino acids. NCBI's taxonomy places the organism in Eukaryota, Metazoa, Chordata, Actinopteri, Perciformes, Serranidae. The transcript is spliced from 6 exons.
CGCCGGAAAUGUUGACUCCCCAGCAGAAGCUCUGAGUGCUGAUGUGUUAAAAGAAACCCACCGCAGGGGACAUUUGUAUGAGUUUCUUAUUUGAUGCAGUGAUAAAAUAACACCGGAGAAAAGCGGCGGAGGGUCACAGGUCGAUGUCAAAGAAGACGCAGCGGCAGAAAUCAGCAGUAGCGGCUCAGAGAGCGAAUGGCGCCCAAAGGGAAGGUUGGCACGAAGGGAAAGAAGCAGAUCUAUGAGGAGAAUGAAGCGACUCUGAAGUUCUACACCAGAGUCAUCCUAGGAGCCAACGCCAUAUAUGUUGCAGUAAAUCUCUUGGUAUUCUACAGUUCGUCUACAUUUUGGACAUGGCUGCUGCUUGCGUUCGCACUAGCAGUGUUUGUCGGGAGUUACCGAUCCAUGUCGGCCAUGGCCAAGCCGGUGUUUGCUGAGGAUGGAAGUCUCCUGGACGGAGGAAUAGACUUAAACAUGGAGCAGGGAAUGGCAGAGCACCUGAAGGAUGUCAUCCUGCUCACAGCUAUAGUUCAAGUGCUCAGCACAAUCUCUUCUUAUUUCUGGUAUCUUUGGCUGCUGGCCCCGGCCCGAGCCCUGCACCUGCUGUGGGUGAACUUCCUGGGCCCCUGGUUUAUGGCAGAGAGCCCGACGGCACCAGAGGAAGUGAACGAGAAGAAGCAGAGAAGACAAGAGCGCAGACAGAUGAAGAGAUUCUGAUGCUGCGGGGCGGAUGGAGCAGUAUUUUUAUACACAGAAUCUAAUAUACAGAUAGUGAGCAACUCAUAAGUUAUUCAGGAAGAAAAUUUUGUUAUUAAAUUAAAUUCAAUCCAAAUCUGAUACUCUGAAAUCUUGUUUUCCAUUUUUGUUUUCUUUCUGUUAUCUAGUUUCCCCCCCUAAAUUUUGAAAUAUAAUGUUCCCUUUUUAGAUACAUCACAGUCCAAAUGUCGUUUAUCCUCAUGCAGAGGUUUCAGUUUCUGCCGUCAGACUGCCCCUUGCAGAUUUUCAUCAAACAACCCACAUGACACUGAUGAAAACAAGCUUGAGCCAUAUCCACCUGAAUUUAUUCUGUUGCUGCCACUUUUGCCAUGGCAUGUCUUUUUAUUUUUAUUUAAUUUAAUGUUUCAAUAAUUGUCUCUGUCAUAACAGACUUCAUCACAGAGCUGUUCAUGUUUGUGAGCUGUUAAGUGUUAUUAAAUCAACGUAAAAAUAAAUCAAGUUUUAAUAAGAAAAUAACAUUUUUUGCAAUAAAAGUUUCCCUCCAGCGUUUGGAGUUGAUCAUCA